AUAGAUUACUCGGUGCCAUUUAGCGCGAAAGGAAUUGCAUUUCCUUUCCAACCUGCUUCCACCGCCCCUCCACAGUCCCCGAUCCCAUGCGGAGAAAUGAAGGACAAGGCGCGUGGCACACCAAGUCACCAACCUUCUGGUUCGCAAACCGGUCUAUCAUCCCCGCCCAGGCUCCACUCGGCUACUGUUAUCUGCCGAGGCCACCUGAUAGACUCGAUUGGGUAGGUAUACGCCAUGCGGCUUAUCCUGCAUAUCUAGACCCUGGUGAUGAUAUUGAUAGCGCAAUCAUUUGUCAAUGGCUCCAUAUUAUCUCUUUGACCAAGAACAAACCCCGAUAGCGGGAAACCUUGAGUUUCCCGAAAAUGCGGGGUGGAAGCGAGACAGCC
Molecule: messenger RNA, 386 nt
Organism: Aspergillus brunneoviolaceus CBS 621.78
Lineage: Eukaryota; Fungi; Ascomycota; Eurotiomycetes; Eurotiales; Aspergillaceae
Exons: 1
Coding region: 87-338 (83 amino acids)
Source: RefSeq, a predicted model, not a curated record